Messenger RNA from Colletotrichum destructivum, 1844 nucleotides. Its product is annotated as Putative small GTP-binding protein. The record is from RefSeq and is a predicted model, not a curated record. The transcript is spliced from 4 exons. Gene Ontology annotation, molecular function: translation elongation factor activity; GTPase activity; GTP binding. Gene Ontology annotation, biological process: mitochondrial translational elongation. Lineage: Eukaryota; Fungi; Ascomycota; Sordariomycetes; Glomerellales; Glomerellaceae. Bases 1 to 1530 code for a protein of 509 amino acids. Gene Ontology annotation, cellular component: mitochondrion.
AUGCCGGCCCGCCAAUGGACGACACUGGCUCCCAUCAGACGAUACCUCUGCGAAACCUCCAUCCUCCCCUUCCCCCCCCCUUACACUCCAACCACAAAAGCCGUUGUCGACAACGAGCAUUCCAUCGUCCAUCCCCUCUUCGGUCCUUCUUCUCUCUUUCUAUUGUACUAUUUAAUAUCCACAACCCUCAAAAUGUCCGCCUCUCUCAGAUCCGUUGCGCCGUUCCUCCGGACGGCGCGCGCCUCGCUGCGCCAGGGCAAUGUCAGCCCCCUUCAGGCUGCCCUGAAGAGGAAGAACGUCUCUCCCGUCCUCAACAUCUAUCGCACAUACGCUGUUUUCGAGCGGACAAAGCCCCACGUCAACAUUGGUACCAUUGGCCACGUCGAUCACGGAAAGACCACUCUGUCCGCCGCCAUCACCAAAAGACAGGCCGAGAAGGGCCUCGCCAACUUCCUCGAGUAUGGUGCCAUUGACAAGGCUCCUGAGGAACGCAAGCGUGGUAUCACCAUCUCCACCGCCCACAUUGAGUACUCGACCGACAACCGCCACUACUCCCACGUCGACUGCCCUGGUCACGCCGAUUACAUCAAGAACAUGAUUACCGGUGCCGCCAACAUGGACGGCGCCAUCAUCGUCGUCGCUGCUUCCGACGGUCAGAUGCCCCAGACCCGUGAGCACUUGCUGCUCGCUCGCCAGGUCGGUGUCCAGAAGAUUGUCGUCUUCGUCAACAAGGUCGACGCCAUCGACGACCCCGAGAUGCUGGAGCUCGUCGAGAUGGAGAUGCGCGAGCUUCUGAGCACCUAUGGCUUCGAGGGUGACGAGACCCCCGUCAUCAUGGGUUCCGCCCUUAUGGCCCUCAACAACCAGAGGAACGACAUCGGCAACGAAAAGAUCGACGAUCUCCUUAAGGCCGUCGACGAGUGGAUCCCCACUCCUAGCCGUGACCUCGAGAAGCCCUUCCUCAUGUCCGUCGAGGACGUCUUCUCCAUCUCCGGCCGCGGUACUGUCGUCAGUGGCCGUGUCGAGCGUGGUCUCCUGAAGAGGGAUACCGAGGUCGAGAUUGUCGGCAAGGGCGACGUCAUCAUCAAGUCCAAGGUUACCGACAUUGAGACCUUCAAGAAGUCUUGCGAGGAGUCCCGCGCCGGUGACAACUCCGGCCUCCUCCUCCGUGGCGUCAAGCGCGAGGACAUCCGCCGUGGUAUGGUCGUCUGCAAGCCCGGUACCGUCAAGGCUCACUCCCGUUUCCUCACCUCUCUGUACGUGCUCUCCAAGGAUGAGGGCGGCCGUCACACCGGCUUCCACGAGAACUACAAGCCCCAGAUGUACCUCCGCACCGCCGACGAGUCCGUCACCCUCAACUUCCCUGAAGGCACCGAAGAUGCUAGCACCAAGAUGGUCAUGCCCGGUGACAACGUCGAGAUGGUUGCUACCCUGCACAACCCUAGUGCCAUCGAAGUCGGUCAGCGUUUCAACGUCCGUGAGGGUGGCCGCACCGUCGCCACUGGUCUCAUUACUCGCAUCCUGGAAUAAAGGGAUUCGCAUUGAGAAACCCCCCCUCGAUACCCUGAGUCGGCACUCAGCGCAUGCCAGAGAUGAACCAGGAACCGCACGCCGGGAUCUGGAUGACGAGCGGGAAUUGGGAUUUGUACAAAAAGAGGAAGAAAAGGAGUUGGAUUGCUUCACGAUUUCAUGUACCACCGACCCAGAGUUUUUCCGUUUGAGCCCUCGCGCUCGUGUAUAUUGUCGGGUCUUGGGCUCUAGGAUCUCCGCUCUACUUCACCCCUCGUCUUGCUUGAAUCAUGUACUUUUACAAGAGACGAUGGACAAUAGAACAACCUGUGCUU